UCCCCGUCUCCUCUCUCUCUCUCUCGCUCGCUCGUACUAAGCACAGAACUCUGUACGCGCACAACGCUUCUGGUUUGGUGAUGAUUAUUGAUGCGAUACAGCAGUUGUUGAUCUCUGCACAUACUGAUCAGAUCUGGGGUGAAUCAUAUCCGAGUUUUUUAUUGGGGUUCGUUUGAUUGGAGAAGAUGUUGACGAAGUUUGAGACGAAGAGUAAUAGAGUAAAGGGGCUUAGCUUCCAUAGCAAGAGGCCUUGGAUCCUUGCGAGUCUUCACAGCGGUGUGAUCCAGUUAUGGGACUAUCGGAUGGGAACUCUGAUUGAUAGUUUCGACGAGCACGAUGGGCCUCUUCGUGGCAUUCAUUUUCACAAAUCUCAGCCACUAUUUGUGUCUGGAGCUAAAUUGCAUGGGCUACAAGAUGCAGCUGAAAGAUUAGCUGCUGAGUUGGGAGAUGAUAUUCCAUCUCUGGCAGAUAAAGUGUCAUCCCUUUUGAUGCCCCCAACUCCCAUAAUUUGUGGGGGUGAUUGGCCUAUUCUGAGAGUCAUGAAAGGUAUCUUUGAGGGUGGGCUGGAUAGUAUUGGUAAAGGUGCUGCUGAAGAGGAGGAAGAGGCUACCAAUGGUGGUGAUUGGGGUGAGGACUUGGAUAUGGUGGAUGAUGAUGGCCUGGAAAAUGGGGAUGUUUCAGCAAUAUUGGAGGAUGGGGAAGGAGCUGAAGACAGCGGAGAAGAUGAAGGAUGGGAUGUUGGAGUUAUUGAUCUUCCUCUUGAGGCAGACACACCCAGGGCUUCCAUCAAUGCUCAUUCAUCAGUCUUCGCGCCACUAACUCUGGGCUUGCCUGUAAGCCAUAGUUGGAUCCAGAGAUCAUCACUUGCUGCUGAGCAUGCAGCUGCUGAAAACUUUGAUACUGCAAUGAGGUUGCUUAGUAGGCAACUUGGGAUUAGAAACUUCAGCCCAUUGAAAUCUAUGUUUCUUGAUCUUCACACUGGCAGCCAGACCUAUCUACGGGCCUUUACAUCAGCUCCUGUGAUAUCAUUAGCAGUUGAAAGGGGAUGGAAUGAUUUAGCUAGUCCUAAUGUGAGGACCCUGCCUGCCCUUGUGUCCCGUUUCUCUCAGUUGGAAGAGAAACUGAAGUUAGGUUAUAAGGCCACUACCGCUGGAAAAUUAACUGAGGGUCUACGGUUUUUCAUUAGCAUUCUUCAUACAAUUCCACUAAUUGUUGUCGAGUCGAGGAGGGAAGUGGAUGAAGUCAAGGAGUUGAUUAUUAUAGUCAAAGAAUAUGUUCUGGGUUUAAAAAUGGAGCUUAAGAGAAGGGAAUUAAAGGAUGAUCUUGUACGUCAGCAGGAACUUGCUGCCUAUUUUACCCAUUGCAACCUGCAGAUGCAUCACUUGCGUCUUGCAUUGCUAAUUGCCAUGAGUAGUUGCGCUAAGGCAAAGAACUUCGCUACAGCUGCAAACUUUGCUCCACGGCUUAUAGAGACAAAUCCUACAAUUGAAAGCCAAGCAAAGACAGCCAGGCAAGUGCUGCAGGCUGCGGAGAAGAAUAUGACAGAUGCAUCCCAAAUCAAUUAUGACUUCAGAAACCCCUUUGUGACUUGUGGGGCCCUUACUGUGCUUCGCGGUUUGUGCCAUACCAGGAAGGGCAGCUGUGCUCUGUUUGUGAGCUUGUAGUGAUUGGAGCUGAUGCUUCAGGUUUGCUAUGUUCUUCUCAGAUAAGAUGAUCAAGUGUCGAACCCGUAUGUCUUUUCGACUAGUUUCUAGAUCGACCUCUUGUUUUCAAAAGCAAUCAAUGGAUUGAUAUAUAUAUCUAUAGGUUAAAUGUAAGAAAAAUCAAAGGAGUUUUUAUUGAA
Messenger RNA from Tripterygium wilfordii, 1843 nucleotides. Its product is annotated as coatomer subunit alpha-2. Gene Ontology annotation, molecular function: protein binding; structural molecule activity. The record is from RefSeq and is a predicted model, not a curated record. Gene Ontology annotation, cellular component: COPI vesicle coat. Gene Ontology annotation, biological process: endoplasmic reticulum to Golgi vesicle-mediated transport; retrograde vesicle-mediated transport, Golgi to endoplasmic reticulum; intracellular protein transport. Bases 186 to 1664 code for a protein of 492 amino acids. The transcript has 3 exons. Lineage: Eukaryota; Viridiplantae; Streptophyta; Magnoliopsida; Celastrales; Celastraceae.